This is a messenger RNA of Iphiclides podalirius (scarce swallowtail), 327 nucleotides long. Lineage: Eukaryota; Metazoa; Arthropoda; Insecta; Lepidoptera; Papilionidae. The record is from the annotation of a GenBank genome assembly.
AUGCGGCUCUGGCGCGAAUCUCAGCGAGCAUCGCCGAUGCGAUGGUGGAGCGGCUCGCGUGUGAGAAACGCCGCCCUGUCAUUUGCUACGCCGUUAUUGGCCGCGCCAUGGGACCCCGUGGGAACGCUCCGAGUCACUUAUGGGAACACGGGCACACGUGAACCCCUCCCGGAACUCGAAAAUGCCGCCGCUCCGUUCCUAGAAGACUCCACUAAUGUAGACUGCGAGGUAGAGCCCCAAUUGCUGCUGACUUGCUCUGCGAUUUCGCUGCUUAGACGAAAAUUCAAACAGACUCCUCUUACUGGCUACACUUUCUUGUGUCGUUUU